Molecule: messenger RNA, 2685 nt
Organism: Closterium sp. Naga37s-1
Lineage: Eukaryota; Viridiplantae; Streptophyta; Zygnematophyceae; Desmidiales; Closteriaceae
Source: the annotation of a GenBank genome assembly
AUGGCAGGAGUGGAUGACAGCGAAUUGAAGGAAUGCGACGAAGCGUUGGAAGUCUCACCGUGGAGAGACUCAGCUGUCAAGGCGGAGAAGAUGGAGGAUCAGGAGGAGGAGACGGAGGAUGAGGGGCAGCAGCAGCAGGAGCAGGAGCAAGAGCAACAGCAUGAGCAACAGCAGGAGCAGCAGCAGCAGCAGAGGUUGAAGCCGUCAGAUUCAGCCGUUGUUGCAUCCGUAUUCACCAGUGAAGCGUCACACGGUAGGAAAAUCAUGCCAGCUGUGCAGGCGGGUAGGGUGCAGCAGCAGCUCCGGGCAGUGGAGAGGGAGUUGAACGCGCUGGGGGAUACGCUCAUGGCGCUGAAAGGCGGGGAAAGCGGAGGAGCGGACACGGGUUACACGGGGUUGGGUGGGAGUAUGGUUCCGUUGAAUGGUGGAGGGAGAAGUGGGGGGAGUGGAAGGGGAGAAGGGGAGGGUGCAAAGGAGGAUGAGGGGAAGGGGAAGGGGAAAGGGAAGGGGAAGGUGGAGGCGACAAUGCUGAUGGAUGACGUGGAUGAUUUUGAUUCGGCGCUGGAUGGUGCUGCUGCGACUGGGUUUGUGGAAACGGAGCUGGAUCGGCUCAUUCUCCUGGGUCUCAUCACGCCCUUCGCACAGCUCAAGGGCUUUGACAAGGCCGAGCGGGAUCGGCUCAUUCGCCUGGGUCUCAUCACGCCUUUUGCACAGCUCAAGGGCUUUGACAAGGCUGUUCAAGGCGGAUGGGGAGGAGGCGGAGGAGGAGGAGAGGGGAGAGGAAGAGGGGGGAGGUGGAGGUGGGAGGAGAAGAAGAAGAAGAAGAAGAAGAAGAAGAAGAAGAAGAAGAAGAAGAAGAAGAAGAAGAAGAAGAAGAAGAAGAAGAAGAAGAAGAAGAAGAAGAAGAAGAAGAAGAAGAAGAAGAAGAAGAAGAAGAAGAAGAAGAAGAAGAAGAAGAAGAAGAAGAAGAAGAAGAAGAAGAAGAAGAAGAAGAAGAAGAAGAAGAAGAAGAAGAAGAAGAAGAAGAAGAAGAAGAAGAAGAAGAAGAAGAAGAAGAAGAAGAAGAAGAAGAAGAAGAAGAAGAAGAAGAAGAAGAAGAAGAAGAAGAAGAAGAAGAAGAAGAAGAAGAAGAAGAAGAAGAAGAAGAAGAAGAAGAAGAAGAAGAAGAAGAAGAAGAAGAAGAAGAAGAAGAAGAAGAAGAAGAAGAAGAAGAAGAAGAAGAAGAAGAAGAAGAAGAAGAAGAAGAAGAAGAAGAAGAAGAAGAAGAAGAAGAAGAAGAAGAAGAAGAAGAAGAAGAAGAAGAAGAAGAAGAAGAAGAAGAAGAAGAAGGAGCUGCAAGAGCGAGGAGGGGAGGAGGAGGAGGAGGAGGAGGAGGAGGAGGAGGAGGAGGAGGAGGAGGAGGAGGAGGAGGAGGAGGAGGAGGAGGAGGAGGAGGAGGAGGAAGAGGGGGAAGAGGGGGAAGUCCGGUUGCAGCGAGAGCUAUUCCUGGCCGUUGAUUGGGGGUACGCGAUACUCGACGAGGGCCAUCGGAUCAGGAACCCAGAUGCAGACACCACGAUUGCAUGCAAGCAGCUGCGCACGCCCCACCGCCUGCUGCUGAGUGGAUCGCCGAUUCAAAAUCGGCUGGACGAGCUCUGGUCGCUCAUGGACUUUGUCUACCCUGGCAGGCUGGGCACACUACCCGUGUUCUCAACCGAGUUUGCCCUUCCCAUUGCCAUUGGUGGUUACCUCAACGCCACUCCCCUCCAGGUCGCCACAGCUUACAAAUGCGCCGUUGUGCUUCGAGACGUGAUCUUGCCGUACCUCCUUAGGAGACUUAAAGCCGAUGUUGACAUUCAGCUGCCAGAAAUGAUAGAGCGAGUGCUCCUGCUGUUGUCACUCAGUGCCUCUUUUGCCUGCUUUCCUCUCCCCCAUCCCCUCUCCCCCAUCCCCUCUCCCCCAUCCCCUCUCCCCCAUCCCCUCUCCCCCAUCCCCUCUCCCCCUUCCCCUCCCUUUUUUUCCCGUUCCCUGCAGGUCGCCACAGCUUACAAAUGCGCUGUUGUGCUUCGAGGUCGCCACGGCAUACAAGUGCGCGGGUGUGCUUCGAGACGUGAUAUUGCCGUACCUACUCUGGAGAGGGGAGGUGCGAGUAAGGAAGAGGAGGAUCGAGAGGGGGUGAAGGAGGAGGGAGAAGUGGAGGGGAGGAGGACAAGGGGGAGGAGACGGGGUGAGAGAGAGCGAGGGAGGAGGGGAGAGGGAGAUUGCGAGGGUGUGAUAGGGAGUGAGGGAGGAGGGGGGAGGAAGGGAGUGAGGGAUGUGGUGGUUGAUCCUAGAGAGGGGGGACAGUGGGCCAAGUGGCGGGCGGCAGUGGUGGAGGAGGAGGGAGGGGAGGGAAGCAGAGGCAGCAACACGAGAAAGGGUGACCCUGAUUUCGGGAACCCUGAUCGAAGCUCCAAGCUGCAAGUGCUGGAUAAGAUACUCCAAGUGUGGAAAACGGAGGGGCACAGAGCUCUAGUUUUCUGCCAGACGCAGCAAAUGCUGGAUAUAGUCGAAUCCCUAGUGCUCAAUCGUAACUUGGGAUACAGACGAAUGGACGGCAGCACGCCGCCCGGGCUCCGGGCGGCGCUGAUCGACGAGUUCAACAGCGGGGAGGGCGGCGUGUUUGUCUUCUUGCUAACCACUAGGCAUUUUUUUGGGGAAUUUUAG